AUGCAAACACUACAACAAGUCGAUCUUGAGGAAGAUUUCAUCAAUGUUAAUAAGGAAAAUGCAACAAACACAUUCUUCCAAUCUACAACGAAACGAAUAAUCAUAUUUGGUCUGUUCACAUGUUUAAUCAUGUUAAUUGGUAUUCUCAUUGUUUGUUUUACCUCACCAAAACCAUCAAAUGAAACAUGCAAAUAUCUUCUCAAAUCAGAAUCUCAAUAUUUAAUCAAAACUGAUUCUCAACCAACUUCCAUGGCCAUUGGUGAUUUUAAUAAUGAUGGUUUAAAUGAUUUUGUCACUUCAAAUUCUGGUUCAAAUACGAUUCAAAUAUUUCUUGAACAGAACGACAAUUCAAUAACAUAUUCAACUGGUUCGAAUUCCAAACCAAAUUCAAUUACAAUUGCUGAUUUUAAUCAAGAUCAAACAUUGGACAUCGCUGUGGCAAAUUUCGGUACAAAUAAUAUCGGAAUUUUCCUUGGUCAAGGAAAUGGAACAUUUAUCUCUUGGAAAUCAAUUUCUCUUGGAAAAUCUCGUCCACAAUGGAUCUCCAAUGAAGAUUUAAAUAACGAUUCAUUCAUUGAUUUAGUUACAGUGAAUCAUGGAACAGAUGAUAUGACAAUUUUCAUAGGCAAUGGAAAAGGAGAUUUUCAGAAACAUUUGUCUUUAUCAACUGGUUAUGAUUCUUCUCCGCAUUCAUUGAUGAUCAAAGAUCUCAAUAACGAUCAGUAUUUCGAUUUGAUCGUUACGAAUUCUGGAACGAAUCAUAUUGGAAUUUUCUUUGGAAAGGCGAACGGAACAUUUAAUGAUGAAAUAAUGUUAAACACUGGUGUUAAUUCUCAUCCAACUUCAAUUGAUAUCAAUGAUUUAAAUGAUGAUACUUAUUUGGAUAUCGUGACUUGUUCUUCUACAACAAAUUCGAUUUAUGUGUUUCUCAAUUUCGGUAAUGGAACUUUUACGAAUGGAGAAGUUUAUUCAACUGGAAAUUCUUCUUCACCACAAUCUCUGGUGAUUGCUGAUUUUGAUAAAGAUUCGUAUUUGGAUAUCAUUGUUGGAAAUUAUCAAAUUCCAAAUUUAGGUCUUUUCUAUGGAAAUGGAAGGGGAAAAUUCUUGCAACAAAUGAUCUUUUAUACAGAAAAGAGCUGUAAUCCAUAUUUUCUAAUUACAAAUGAUUUUAACUACGAUAGUCGAUUGGAUAUUGCCAUUGUUAAUCAUGAUUAUAAUUGCAUUGAUAUUGUUUUAACAAGUAAAGGUUAUGGUUAUGAAGAUCUGAUGAUUUAUGAAACAAGUGGCGUUAAUUCUCAACCACAUGCGAUAACUCUCGGUGAUUUCAAUAAUGAUAAUUAUUUAGAUAUUGUCGUUGCGAAUUAUUUCACAAAAGAUAUCGGAGUUUUUCUCGGAGAUGAAAAUGGAAAUUUUGAGGAUCAAAAGACAUUUUCAACUGGAAUUGAUUCGGGACCUUGGGCAAUUGUUCAUGGUGAUUUCAAUAAUGAUAGUCGAUUAGAUAUUGUUGUUACGAAUUAUCAAAGAAAUUCGAUCAGUUUAUUAAUGGGUAGUGAAGAAGAAGAAGAAUUUUCCGAUCCACAGAGUUAUUCAACUGGAAAUGGUUCUCUUCCAAUUGCAAUUGCAACUGAUGAUUUGGAUAAUGAUUCUCAAUUAGAUAUCGUUGUUGUUUAUUAUGGAAUGAAUUCAAUUGAAAUCUUUUUUAGUCGUGAUGAUGGUAAUUUGUCUUCUCAAAUGAUUUAUUCAACUGGAAACGAUUCUCGACCAACUGAUGUUGCCAUUGCUGAUCUCAAUAAUGAUCAAAUACUCGAUAUUCUUGUAACUAAUUCGGCUACGAAUAACAUUGGUGUUUUCUUCGGAUAUGAAAAUGGAACUUUUGCUAAUCAAAUUACUUUUUCAACUGGUACAAAUUCAAAUCCAAUAAAACUCAAUUGUGUUGAUUUUAAUGGAGAUCAUUUUCUGGAUAUUUUUGUUUUUAACAAAAAUCUUAAUGAAUUCGUUAUUCUAUUUGGAUCUAAUAAUGGAAGUUUCCUAUUAACAACGGCUUAUUCACUUGGAAAUGAUUCAAAUCCCGAAUCAUUUGCUAUUUCAGACAUAAAUAAUGAUGAACAACUUGAUGUUAUCGUUGCCAAUUCGAAAUCUAAUACAAUUGACAUUCUUCUUGGUCAUGGAAAUGGUGAUUUGACAUUUGAAAGAAGUUAUUCAACAGGAAUUGAUUCUCAACCGAUAUUCGUUGUUAUCAACGAUUUGAAUAACGAUGAUCUCAUGGAUAUUAUCGUUGUAAAUUAUGGUGAAAGCAAUGUCGGUGUUUUGAUUGGUUUUGGAGACGGAAGUUUUGCUUCUCAAAUGACUUAUUCGACUCGAGAUGAGACUUCCAAACCAAAAUCUCUCGCUGUCGGUGAUUUUAAUAACGAUAAUCGAUCAGAUAUCGUUGUUACGAACUUUCAUGGUGAUAAUAUUCAGAUUUUUCUUGGAAAUGACGAAGAGACAUUUUCAUAUAGUUUCACUUAUUCAACAGGAAUUGCUUCUGGACCGUCUUCUGUGGCUGUUGGCGAUUUAAAUAAUGAUAAAUAUUUAGAUAUUGUCGUUGCAAACAAUGGAACGAAUAACAUUGCGAUUUUCUAUGGUUCUGGUGAUGGAAGUUUUUCAUCCAAACGAAUUUAUUCAACUGGUAGAAAUUCUCAACCGAAUUCCGUCGUGAUUGGAGAUUUGAACAAUGAUAAUCAAUUAGAUAUUGUUGUUUCUAAUUGUAAAAAUGACAAUAUUGGUGUUUUUCUCGGCUUUGCUAAUGGAAGUUUUGCUUCUCAAGAGAUUUACUCGACUGGAAUUAGUUCUCGUCCACAAAUGUUGUUCAUUGAGGAUCUCAAUGAUGACACUUAUCUAGAUGUUGCAGUUAUCAGUACAUAUUCGCCUAGUUUGACUAUUUUUCUCAACAAUGGCAAUGGAACAUUGUCGCAACGAAUUGAUCAUGAUAUACGAACCGGUCUUUCUCCUAAUAGUUUAGCCAUUGGUGAUUUAAACAAAGAUGGUCAUCAGGAUCUUGUUGUUACUGCUUAUUAUGGUCGUAAUUUUUAUAUUUUCCAGGGAUUUGGUAAUGGAACAUUUGAAAGUGUGGCAACUUAUUCAACUGGUAGUGGUUCUCGACCAUAUUCAUGCGUGAUAACAGAUUGGAAUCAUGAUAAUAAUCUCGAUAUUAUAGUUAGUAAUUGUGUUACUGACAAUUUAGUAUUGUUUAAAGGAUAUGGUAAUGGAACAUUUUCUUUGGAUCAAAUUUCAUCAACAGGUGACAAUUCAUGUCCAAGAGCAAUUCGAUUUGGAUAUUUUGACUCCGAUGAUCUCAUUGAUAUCGUUGUUGCCAAUUAUGGUACUAAUACUCUCGGUGUUUUCUUCAACAAUAUUUACACAAGUGGCGAACGUCAAACAACAUAUUCAACUGGAUCUUCAUCUCAUCCACGAGGUAUUGUUCUUGCUCAUUUCAAUAAUGAUUUAUAUGCGGAUGUCGCUAUGACAAAUUAUGGAUCGGAUGAUCUUAGUAUUCUCUUAGGAAAUGCCAAUGCCACUUUUCCAUCACGAAUUACAUUUUCCACUGGUAUUUUGUCAGCUCCAACAUCAUUGGCUGUUCAUGAUUUUGAUAAUGAUGGAAAAUUGGAUGUUGUCGUUACCAAUUCUGUUGCUGAAAAUAUACGUCUGUUUUAUGGAUAUGAAAAUGAGAAUUUUACCAAUUCGAAGACAUAUUCAACUGGAAUUGAUUCUUCACCGCAAUCGGUGAUCAUCGGUGAUUUUAAUCUUGAUGAAAAACAGGAUAUUGUCGUUGUUAAUUCUGGUUCGAAUGAUAUAUUAACAUUUCUCCAAUAUGAUUUGAUAGCUUUUCAAAAACAAGUUAUGUAUUCAACAGGCAAAGGUUCGUCUCCAAAUUCAAUAGCAAUCGGUGAUUUAAAUAAUGAUCAUCUAUUGGAUUUUGUUGUUGCUAAUCAAAACAGUAACAGUAUAGGUGUUUUCCUUGGAUUCGGCAAUGGUCUCUUUUCUAAUCAAACAAUCUAUUCGACUACACUUCAAGAAUAUCCAAGAUCGGUUCAUAUUGCCGAUAUUAAUAAAGAUCAAAACAUGGAUGUAAUUGUUACUUAUCUUUGGAGUUCUAAUCUCGCUGUUCUUCUUGGAUUUGGUAAUGGCACAUUAUCCAAUGAAAGAUGUUUUUCAUUUCAAAGUGGUGCAGGACCAACUGAAGCAGCUAUUGGUGACUUUGAUAAUGACAGCCAUUUAGACAUCGUUGUUGCUCUUCAAUUUGCUCAUGAAAUAAUUAUUUUACAAGGCUUCAGUAAUGGAAGUCUUUCUUCUAAAGUGAAUUAUUUCCUGGGUAGUGAUUCAUAUCCAACUGCAGUGUCUAUUGCUGAUUUGAAUAACGAUCAUUUCUUAGAUAUUGUUGUUGCAAGUUAUUCAGAGGAAAGUUUAUAUAUAUUUCAAGGAUAUGGAGAUGGAACUUUUGUCAAUGAUGUUAUUUUAUCAACUGGAUUUAAUUCACUUCCACGAUCACUCGUUAUUGUUGAUUUCAAUAAAGACAACUUGAAAGAUAUCGCUGUUGCGAAUUCUGGUUCAGAUAAUAUUCGAAUAUUCUUUGGUGAUACUGAUGGAAGUUUUUCUGAUGAAAUAACUCUUUUGACUGGAAUUGAUUCUAGUCCAUAUGCAAUUUCUAUUUCGGAUUUUAACAAUGACAAUCAGUUGGAUAUUGUCGUUGCUAAUUAUGGUUCAAAUACAUUAGGAAUUCUUCUUGGAUGUAAUGGUAAAACAUUUUUUGGCCAAAUCAUUUAUUCAACCGGUGAUUUUUCUCAACCCUACGACAUCGCUAUUGGCGAUGUUAAUAAUGAUCAAUAUCUGGAUGUUCUUAUUGUUAAUUUUGGGACUGAUAAUAUUGGAGUAUUUUUGGGAUAUAUCAUGGAAGAUUUCAUUGGUGUUCCAUCUGAUUCUAUUGGAUCAUCAGGAUCACAAUUGACAUCUCUUGCAAGUGGAGAUUGGAAUAAUGAUACAAAAUUAGAUGUUGUUGUUACUGAUAAUUCGACCAACACUAUAAGAAUCUUAUUUGGAUCAGGUUAUGGAACUUUUAGUAAUGAAACAAUCUAUUUAACUGGUAAUAAUUCUCAUCCGACAUCUGUUGUUGUUUCUGAUCUAAAUAAUGAUCAUUUCUUGGAUAUUAUUGUAACAAAUUCUGGUACAAAUAAUCUUGGAAUUUUCUUUGGAAAUGCAAAUGGAACAUUUCAAAAUCAACUGACAUAUUUUACUGGUGUUGGUUCACAACCGAUUUCUGUUGUUAUUUUAGAUUUGAAUAAUGAUACUCAUCGAGAUAUUGCUGUGACCAAUUAUGGUUCAAGUAAUAUUGAAAUCUUUUUCGGAAAUGGUAACGGAAGUUUUAGUAAUGAUCUCAUGUUUAAUACUGGUUAUCGUUCACAUCCAUAUUCACUCAAUAUUGGAGAUAUCAACGAUGAUCAUUUCACGGACAUUGUGGCAACUAAUGAUGAAUAUGGAAAUAUAAAUAUCAUCAUGAAAACUUGUUAG
This is a messenger RNA of Adineta ricciae, 5544 nucleotides long. NCBI's taxonomy places the organism in Eukaryota, Metazoa, Rotifera, Eurotatoria, Adinetida, Adinetidae. The record is from the annotation of a GenBank genome assembly.